Messenger RNA from Tetranychus urticae (two-spotted spider mite), 2310 nucleotides. The record is from RefSeq and is a predicted model, not a curated record. Lineage: Eukaryota; Metazoa; Arthropoda; Arachnida; Trombidiformes; Tetranychidae.
UUUGAUUUAGGAACUCACAAGAUAUUUGUGAAAACUUGGGGUUGCUCUCAUAAUAAUAGUGAUGGUGAAUACAUGGCUGGUUUAUUAGCUUCAAAUGGAUAUAAAAUCGUAAACACAGAAGAUGAAGCUGAUUUGGUUGUACUGAACAGUUGUACGGUUAAAAAUCCAUCUGAAGAUCAUUUUCGUAAUGCAAUUAACUCGGCCAAAGACAAAAACAAAUUCGUUGUGGUUGCUGGCUGUGUUUCUCAAGCCACACCAAAUGUUGGUUAUCUUAAAAAUUUGAGUAUUCUUGGUGUUCAACAGAUUGACAGAGUUGUUGAAGUUGUCGAGGAAACCUUGAAAGGAAAUAGAGUCCGAUUGUUGGGUAAAAAAAAGGUUAACAGAAGAAAAGCUGGCGGUGCUUCUCUUAACUUACCCAAGAUUCGUCGUAAUCCACUAAUAGAGAUUAUUCCUAUUAGCACAGGAUGCCUAAAUCAGUGUACAUAUUGUAAAACUAAACACGCUCGUGGAGAUUUGGGUAGCUAUCCAAUUGGGGAAAUAGUAAACCGUGCAGUUGAAGCAUUUAAAGAAGGCUGUAAAGAGAUUUGGCUAACCUCCGAAGAUACUGGCGCUUAUGGUAAAGAUAUUGAUUGUAGUUUGCCUCAGCUGUUGUAUGCCUUAAUUAAUGUGAUCCCUGAUGGAUGUUAUCUUCGUCUUGGUAUGACUAACCCGCCAUAUAUCAAGGAUUAUCUUGAAGAUAUUGGCAAAAUUUUAUCACAUCAUCGUGUUUACUCUUUCCUUCAUAUACCAGUACAAUCAGGGAGCGACCAGGUUUUAUCUGAUAUGAGACGUGAAUAUUUUCGACGAGAUUUCGAAGACAUUGUUGACUACCUUCGACAAAGAGUUCCUGGAAUAACAAUAGCAACUGAUAUUAUUUGUGGUUUUCCUACUGAAACUGCAGCAGAUUUUGAAGAGACAUUACAGUUGGUCGCAAAAUAUAGAUUCCCUAUUUUGUUUAUCAAUCAAUUUUACCCAAGACCGGGCACGGUUGCUGCCAAGAUGGAACGAAUACCAGCCCAUCAGGUUAGAGAGCGAACCAAAAAACUGACGGAACUAUUUGAAUCUCAUCAACCAUAUGAAGGACGUAUUGGUCAAAUUUAUAGCGUUCUCGUUACCGAAGAGUCGAGAGAUCACAGAUAUUGGGUAGGACACAACAAAUGUUACGAGCAAAUUUUAAUUCUUAAAGACACAAAUCUUUUGGGUUGUACGAUAAAAGUCCAUAUUGUCUCGGUGGCUCGUUAUUAUAUGAUUGGUGAACCAUUCAGAUUCACAAUGUCUUCCGUAAUUAGUACACAAAAUAUUGCCUUCAUUACCGGACUUGCCCUGGUUUCUGGACUAAUUUUAAUGAAAAUCAAAUUGAAACUCUAAUUGGUACUAUUGGAAGGAAGAAACUAAACGCCAUUCGCAUAUUUAAUAUUGCCUAAUAGAAUGAUAAACUCAUCAUUUGGCUGACUAAUUUCUGCAUCAGUCUCUUUGUGCUCAUAUUUUACCAGACUUUUUCGCCCUCUGCACUCUUUUUUCAUCUCUUUCUUUCUUCUCACCCAAUUUCUCCCCCCUUCUUUAUCUCUCUCUACGCUUGCCUUUCUUUCGAUUUUUCUUUCUCUUCGCUUUUCUGGUAGGUUUUGGAUCAUACUUAGGACAAGGACUAAAUGGCAGACCCUUAAAAGAAGGGAGAAAGGAAGAGAGUUGUAGGAAGGAGAGAGAUAAUCAUUUAUCUGCUUAUUUGACCAAAAACUAAUCAAUUGUUGUCAUCAAAAUUUACAUUGUGAACAUUGCAUUUUAACCAUCAUUUUCAUCACCAGUUUACUUUUUAAUUGCCAACAACUCUUCUUGUUCAAUCUAAAUGUGAGGUAAGUAAUACAUUUUCAUAUACUAUGGCCCCAUCAAUAUUUAUUUAUAUGACUCAUAAUGUAAAGGGUGUCACGCUUAAAAAUUUUGUUAGAAGAAGAAAAGGAAACAAAAUAAUCUUACCUAAAUACAAGUACAGUUAUAAUGAUUAAGAAAUGGAUCCAAUUUUGCUUGACAAUUGCAUCAAUUUUUUGUUACAUUUAUCCAAGUGGGUUUCUUGUUGAUUCUUGAUUCUUCAAGCUCAAUUGUCAUUUUGAAUUUCAUCAGUUUUUUUCUUGGCCGGAUUUGUUGCUCGAGAAAAGCUUCUUUUGUUUAGCUUUAGUCGUUUCCAGGGAAAAUGAUUCAACUUUAUUAUUAUCCUACGUUAAUACAGUAACCCGUUUUCCCUGCUUCUUGACCCUUUCUCAAAAUCUUUGUUAAUCC